GGUCUAUCCAGGAAGCUUAUCCAACUGUUCGGGGAAACCACCGUAAACAAAGUGUCUAACCGAGUCCCUAGACGUGGACGCGUUUUCCAACAAGCUGUCAAAAUUAACACCGAUUCUCCAUGCUCGCCCUUGUAGCUGUCAUAUGAGCCUGUUGAGUCACAGUCGCCGCGUCAAAACCGGAAGAGGACAUUUGAGGCUUGACAGAUUUCCCCAGUCAAACAAUCUGCAGUCGGCGGUGCCGCUUUACCCAAAACAUGUCUGAGUUUCUUCUGCUGCUCCUCAUCGCCGUCCUGCUGCUAUGCUUGCUAGUUACCGUGGGGUCCUACCUGAUCUACUCGGGUCUCCUGGCGGACGUGGACGUGAAGACGGGACCACCUCCGAUUAAAAACGUCACCUUUGCUUAUAAAUUCAAAGAGGGAGCAUACAAAGACUGCGGGGCAGCCUUCACGGAGACCUGCAGCAUCGGACCCAAGCAGAAGACCAUCGGCAUCUUCUACGAUGACCCCGAGCAGAGGCCGGCAGAGAUGUGCCGCUACAUCAUAGGCAGCAUUCUGUCUGAAGGGGAAGAGAAGCCAGAUGAAGACCUGCAGAAGCUUUAUGAGAAGUUUGGCUUCAAGAUGUUUUCUGUGCCAGAAGUGAGCCAUGCCGUGACCACCAGGUUCCCCAGCACCACCUCGCUCUCUUACAUCCUGGCACCUUUCAGGGUCUACCCGAGGCUCAAGGCCUACAUUGAGGAGAGGAAGCUGUCGGCCUUCCCGUGCAUUGAAAUUUGUUGCUCGCUCGUCACCAAUUAUAUGAUGCCACUGUCCCGCCAGACGGAUUUCUUUGUUCCCGAGAUGAGGGAUGAGGCCAAAGCUGAUGUGAAAGAGGAAGACUCUGAUGAAGACAGAGGAACUGACAUUACAGGUGCUGACUCUCACAGCGACACCAGCUCAGGAAGCGGCGGCGUUCCCUGGGACAGCCGAGAGACGUCGCUGGCCGCGUCCACCGCCGCCUCCUUGGCCUCUUCUCUCCCGCUGAGGGACGUGGUGGACGCGCAAGGAGACGUCAAGCACAGAGACGGCAGCGAGCGAGGCUCGGACGGCUCACUGGCCAGCGGCUCGUCCUUCGAGGAGCUCGACAUGGAUCAGGAGGAGCAGGCGGUAAAGGAGGAGGAGGAGGAAGUGGAAGAGGAGGAGGCCCCUGCGGGUGGCGAUAAAAAAUCUGGUGAACCUUUACAGGAGGAGAAGGUGGAGAAGAAGGAGCCUUUAGGGGAUGACGGCAAGGAGUAACGAGAAGCGAUGUUGGCCACUUAACGGCGGCACACGAGAGAGCGUCUCGUUGUUGUUCUUGUUGCUGGUCACCAUGUUACCAUGUCGCUGGAUCUAAACCCAUUCACAGCAAUUUUUAGUUCAUUUUAUUAACUCUUAAUCAUGAAAACAAUACAUCUUCAUAUUUAAACCAUGCGGUCACAUGUGCCAUAUACCUGAAGGUCUCACUGGAGAAACACCUGUGGAAACUUAUUGUAUUCGAAAUGAUUUGUUUUCAAAGGCAGUGUUGACUUCUGAUUGGCUCCGUUAGGGAAGCAUCGAUUUGACAGUAUUUUCUUAUUGUGGUUUUGGUUAGCAGUAUGCGACAAAAAGACGAGGCACAGUCAAACCUCAGUUCAUGACCUUAAUUUGUUUUCGUCAACCGAGGUUUGAUUGUAUAAUGCUGUGUAAUUCUAUGUUAAUGCAAACCGAUUAGUUCCAUUUUUAUUCAAUGCAUUAAUGUCUGACAACUUGUGUAUUUGUACACAUUCGUUUAAAAUUUGACCUACGAGCAUUAUUGAAAAGGGGGGGGGUGGGGGGGAUACAGUGCCACCAGCUGGCAGUGGUGGAGUACUACUACCACCACAUGCCACGACUGUGAAGCAUCCCAGCAAACCACAAAAAUGAACAUUGAGGUAAAUUGACUCAGUCUAAAAUGAUCCCCAUUCAUUUUAUACAGGUAGAAUUUGUCUCAUUAGACUAAUGUAAAAAAAAAUCACCGCAUUCAAUUGUGCAGGUGUACCUAAUGAAGAGUCCGAUAAAAAGUAGCACAUUUGGUCAUCAGUAUUCAUUUGUUAAAACGAUCUCAUGGAAAUGAUGUACAGUAGCGUGUCCGCGCGCCUGUAAUAAUAAAGCAUCAAAAAUGCCUUAA
Molecule: messenger RNA, 2160 nt
Organism: Syngnathus acus (greater pipefish)
Lineage: Eukaryota; Metazoa; Chordata; Actinopteri; Syngnathiformes; Syngnathidae
Gene: tex264a
Product: testis expressed 264, ER-phagy receptor a
Exons: 4
Coding region: 255-1271 (338 amino acids)
Biological process (GO): protein-DNA covalent cross-linking repair; reticulophagy
Cellular component (GO): autophagosome membrane; nucleus; endoplasmic reticulum membrane
Source: RefSeq, a predicted model, not a curated record